Molecule: messenger RNA, 19107 nt
Organism: Eriocheir sinensis (Chinese mitten crab)
Lineage: Eukaryota; Metazoa; Arthropoda; Malacostraca; Decapoda; Varunidae
Gene: spen
Product: msx2-interacting protein-like
Exons: 16
Coding region: 876-16253 (5125 amino acids)
Biological process (GO): regulation of transcription by RNA polymerase II
Cellular component (GO): nucleus
Molecular function (GO): mRNA binding
Source: RefSeq, a predicted model, not a curated record
AACAUUUUCCCAGAGCUUCACCAUAUUCGAAAGAGAAAGAGAGAGGGGGCGGGGGGUGCUGUCCUCAUUCUAAUGUCAGGAAAUGCCCUUUCACUACCACCACUACAGCCAAUGAGUUAAAAAGUUCAGGAAAUUGUGAUACAGUUCAGGGGCAAGGCUGGGGAAAUGAGAGGGACUGGGAAGGAAUGGGAGGGAAGGGGAGGAGGAAUGUGCUGGCUUCUCGAAUACAUGGUGCAAGUUUUAUCUGUUUACUCGGCCAAAACGUUGACUUCUGCUGUGUGUGUGUGUGUGUGUGUGUGUGUGUGUGUGUGUGCAGUAGCCUCGGACAGUCGCUGCGUCGUGGCGGGAAGGGUAAGGUGGAGGGCGUUGAGUGCAGACAGGGCAGAAUUUGCUGCUGCGUCACACACACAGACUGCUGUGAUGCGUGCAUGGUGGUUCCCAGCGGUGAGGGGCGCUUCGUGUCCAUGCCGCAAUAACGCCCUCUGGGGGGCGGUGCCUCGGGGCGGGGGGCGGGGCGACGGGGGGCACCCAGGCACAGGCCCAGCACACCGCCGGCUCGGGGAUGUGCGGCCCCGGCUGGUACGACCUUGGUGCUGCAGCUGUCCCCGCCGCCCACUCCUGACCUCACCUGGGCCCCGCCGGCAACGACGUGGGCCUCGGCGGAGGCAGGAGUGGACGGGGCUGCAGCGCCGCAUCCUGGGACCGGCGCAGGAGUUACACAAGUGUGGCGGUCAGUGUGGCGGCGCCGGUACGUUAUCAGCAGCCACACCACGUCAUGGCCUGGCGUGCGAGCCUCAGGCCGGGGCAGCGGGGGUGUCCAGCGGCCGCUGCGCCAGUCACCGCCUCCUGCAGCCACCCGGGCAGCGGGCAGGCCGAUGCGGUGCGCGGGGGCGGGGGCGGGGCGCGGCCGUGCCCAGGGCGCGACACGGUUGGCUGAGGAGCACAGUGGGUAUGAGCGUUCUAGUCACUUUUACGAAGGCAGGAGGGACGAGGGCCUUGGGUACAAUGGCCCAGGAGUCGGCCCCCCUGUGAUGCGCCGCACGUACCCCAACGACAGGGACCAAGACUUCCCUACGAGGGGGCGGUUGCGGGCCUACAGCCGGGGGCCCUAUGGAGGAGGGAGGCCAGACCAGGGGGACUACCAGUGGGGGAACAGCCAGUACCGCUACCUUCAUCAGGACCCUUAUGUUGAGGAGAAGGUGGUGGUACGCAGAGGGACCGUCCCCCCAACAUCGGCCUCCCCGCCGCCCCUCCCCCGGCCCUCUGCGCCCCGGCCCUCCAGGAUCCACACGGGAAGCAGCAGCAUGAGCAAGAGGCGGCCGGCGAGCAGGUCUGGCUCAGAGUCGCGGUCAACCAGCAGAAGCAGCAGCAGUAGCAGCAGCAGCAGCAGCAGUAGUAGAUCCACCUCCAGCAGUUCAAGGUCUCCAUCCCCAAGAAGGAUCAGCAUCUCUGGGCUGCCCGGCGGAGGACUCAUCAACUCCGGGGGCGUUGGUCUCAGCUCACCACAGGACGAGAAGAGACCCCUGGCCAUCUGUGUGAGGAACCUUCCACCCUGGUCCACAGAAACAUCUUUGCGAGAAGGACUGUUCCAUGACUACAAGAAGCAUGGGAAGGUAAUGGCUGUGCGUUUGCUGGGUUCUGGCAAUGACCGCUUUGCUGUUGUCUGCUUUAAGAAGCCAGAAGAUGCAGAGAAAGCUCUUGAUGCCUCACGAGAGAAGCUUUUUUUUGGUGUCAAGAUCCAGGUUGCCCCACACGAAGGAGUGGAGUUAGAUGAAAGUGAAUGUCGAGCUUACGAUGUUGAGGUGGACGAAUACCAUCCCAAGGCCACACGCACUCUCUUCAUCGGCAACUUGGAGAAGGACGUCACAAUAGAAGACCUCAAGAAGCAUUUUGAGCAAUUUGGGGAGAUCAUUGAAAUUGACAUCAAGAAGCAGAGUGUAUCAACGUUCGCCUUCUGCCAGUACUCCGACAUCCGCUCGGUGGUGCGGGCCAUGCGGCAGAUGGAUGGGGAGCAUUUGGGGGCCAACCGGAUCAAGCUGGGGUUUGGCAAGUCCAUGCCGACCCGUUGUGUCUGGAUCGAUGGAGUACCUGAAAACUUUACCGAGAAGCAGCUGUACGACCAGUUCUCUCGGUUUGGGGUUGUUAUCCAUACCGUCAUCGACAGGGAAAAAGGACAUGCUCUCAUCUUUUAUGAAACUGAAAAAUAUGCAUCCAGUGCUGUCAUGGAGAUGCGAGGGAGAAUGCUGAACGGAAGGAAGAUCCAGAUAGACUUUGCUUCCCGAGAAUGCCAAGCUGCCUUUUCAGAACACCUCUCCAAACAAGGUCCCUCUGUCCCGGCUGACCGCCCGUGGGAGCGGCGUGAGAUUGAGAAGGAGCCUGGGAGGUACGAGGGCUCCACCACCAGGUACAGCAGGUACAGCGGCCGGAGGGACGGUGCUCCGUUUCCUGCCCGGCCUGCCGCCAACAACAGAACCUCUGCCUACAACUCCACCAACAGCCGGAACAGAGGGAGAUACGAAAACUAUGAUGAGUUUCCCCCUGUGAGAAGUUAUGACGAGUUCAGUCAGGGCAGCGGAGCCUCUUACGAAGACUCUUACGAGAGGGAGCUUCGGGAGUACGCGGGAAGCCAGCGGUAUGGUGACGGGGUUGGGGGUGUGGCCGCCACCAACGCUGUCACAGGGAACAGCAGGAGGCACAGCUUCAGCCCUGCAAGGCGGCGAGACGACCCCUCGCCGGGCUCACAGCGUGCUCACUCCAGAGACCGCAACAGCCUGAGUCCUUCGGCUCGCAUUCCCUACGAGGACGGCGAGUCAGGUGGUCGUCGCACGGCCCGACGCUCCACCAGCGACCACGACAGCUUCCACAGCCAGUCCCCGCCGGGGUCCCGCACGGCCUCGCCCCCGCCGCCGCCACGGCCGGCAAAAGGCAGUUCCUCCGUGUCGGCGCGGUUGGCGCCACCCAGGUCACCAGGCACUCCCAUCGCUGCCUCGCCUUCGCGGGAGGUCACCCUCCUGGAGGACCGCUCCCUCCCUGACCCUCGGGACUACCGAAGACGUACCAGUGACUUGAAGGACCUGGUGGUGCGGGUAAGUGACAACCGGCGGCCGGCGCCUGCUGCGCCUCCCGAGUCCCCCCACCGCUCAGGCUCCCACAGGCUGCACCGCUCCUCCCACACGGAGGACGGUGAGGACGUGGUGAGCAGCAGCAGUGGUGGCGCCAGCGGCCCCCAGGACCCCCGGCUGGUGCACCGGCGGCUGACGGAGGACCCGCCCUCCUCGGGGGACGAGCGGCUGCCGGAUCAGGAGCGCCCCCACAAAAAGCCGCGCUACAAUGAUGCAAACUACGAGAAGGUGGUCAGUGUAAAGCGGCUUGCCGAUAGCAGUGAUUCCAUUACAAACUUUCGGCGACCUCACGACGCGCGGCGGGAAGGGCGGCUGGUAAGGCGGAGCGGAGACUCCUUGCCGCACCCUCCCCGCCAGUCUGAGGAAGUCCAUGAUCCUCGCUAUCGGAGAUCGUCCGUGUCUGACGCGGACGACACCCACUGGCGCCGCGAUGCCAUUCAUGUGUCUUCCUCGUGUGACGCUGCCGCAGACCACAGCGACGCCAGCCCCCCCGGCACUCCGGUCAGGGACGAGCGGGACGACUCCUCCGACCCCCUGCGCCACUCGUCACACCACCACCACCACCAUCACCACCACAACCAUCACCAUCAUCACCACAGGGACCGCUACCACAACGUUCCCCUCUCUCUGCCGUUGCCGAGGUUUGCACAACAAGUCCGUGCCCACCUGUCCCCACGUGCUGCCUCCACCUCUCCCAAGGGCGCCACCUUGCUGAGGUCGCCACCCUUUAGCGGGGGAGUCGUGGCAGGCAACAGGGGAGAGGUGCGUGAGGUUGGCAGUGCUGUGGUGGAUACUCCGCUCUCCCCUGGACCGCGGGACAGCCCCUCGGACUCUGAAGAAUCCCCCCUCCCCUCGCCCUGCAGCCCCUCCAUUGACCUGGAACAGCGAAUUCGUGCUCUUGACGAGAAGUAUGAGAAGUGGUCUGGGUCUUCGCGGGUGGUGGGGAACAGCCUGCCUCCAGCGCCAGGAAAUGAAGUUGUUAGUGAUAAUGGAAACAGUGCAGCUGUCAGUGGAAACAAAAAUGGUCGAUUUGCAAAAAUUCUUAAUCUUGAGGAGUUGCGGUCACAACCGUCCGAUAUUGUUAAAUCUCUUCUUUCGAAAAGGUCAGUCUUCGACGAGGAUAGCAAGCGACUGGAAAAUGUCGGUGAUAAGUAUGAACCUAAGCCCUUCACCUCCACCCCACGCACCACCCGGGCGGGGAGCAUCAUGCCCAGCCCGCCCCUGGUCAACACACACCUUACUCGCCUUCCUUCCACCCCGCCAGCUGUGCCCUCUGCCACCCCAAUCAGCAGCCUGCCCGGCGUCAGAUUAUCCAGUCAGCAGGCACAGCUGCCGCAACCUGUCACUUCGAGUCCUUCACAAGUUCCUAGGGUGUUUGUAUCUGUCCCGCAGGUCAGUAAGUCUCAGGGAUUGUCACCGCUACAUAGACCUGUGGUUUCUCAGGCAGUGCGCCCACCUGCCUCCAGCCCUGGCUUUAGUCCCGGUGUCAGUCCCGGCGUCAGUCCUGCCCACCCGCCGCCACACAUGUCUCCAGUUACACCAGUCAGCCCUGCACCUUCUAUAACCACCACCUCUUCCAUCACUACUGCCACCAGUACUACCUCAGCAGUCACGCCUCUGAGACGUGCUCCCGCAACACCUCGAGCAGCGCGAUUCGACUUGCCGGCUGCCGCGGGAGAUGGGGGGGAAGUGUUGGAAGAGGAGGCACCAGGGGGGGUGGUCACUGUCGUGGCUGACACGCGUGUGACAGGCGUGGUGUCGGUCACGGAGUCUGUCUCCAGCAGCAAGUCUGUGCUGACCACCACCUCCAGCCUCCUGCAGCCACUGUCCAGCCCUGGUGCACGGCCUGACCUAGAAGAGUCUGCACCACAUAAUGUACCUGAGAGGAGAGGUGUUAAUUCUCUCCCACCAUUAGUAAAAGAAGAACCUCAUACUGAGGAGGCUGAGGACCCUGUGCUACAAAGAGUCAAGGUAGAGCAGCCUAAAUUAGAGGAUGGCAAAACCAAAGAUUGUGUAAGGGAAGUUAACGAGUGUAAGGACAUGGUUGUAGCCGUUGCCCCUGAGCCCCUCACUCCACUAGUUAAGGAGGAGCCUGUGGCAGCGGAAACCAUAAAGAACGAACCGCUAAAAGUCGAAACUUAUAAGUCAGAGUCUAUAAAGGUCGAACCUGUGAAAGUGGAGAACCUGAAAGUGGAGCCCAUGAAGUGUGAGACCAACAACAAAGAAAUCACCACCAACAACCACAAACGCCGACACAGCAGCAUCGAAAACGACCCUCGCUUCAAGGUGGACGGCAAGGCCCCGGAACCAGACUCCAAGCGCAUCAAGUACGACGAUGAAGACAAGAUGCUGAGAGAGAAGGUGGGGAAGGAGAGGAGGGAUUCUCGGGACACCAGGGAGAACAAGAAGAGCGAGAGGGAGAAGAAGAGCAGAGGAGGAAGGCGGGAGGAGGUCCAGGAAAACCACACCGACAAGAUCAACAACAGGACUUGCGAGACGCUGGACAACAAGCAGAAGAGAAAGUCAUGUGAGAGUAAAAUGGAGGACAAGAAAGAAGACACCCACAAAAAGGAGGAGAAAAAGGACAAGAGGAAAGAGAAGGUCGAAGACAAACCGUACGACAAAGUUGACCCUCGAACGCUGGACAAAGCCUGUGAGCGAAAAUGCGAAGAGAGGAAAGAUAACAGAAAAGAAGACAAGAAGGAGGAAAAGAAGGAGGAACGGAGGGACGAGAAGAGAGAGGAAAAAUACGAGGACAGGCGCGACGAAAGGCGGGAAGAGAAGAAAGAGGAGAGAAAAGACUCCAUCCGUGAGGAGAGAAAGGAUUCGAUCAGGGAGGAAAGGAAAGACUCGAUUAGAGAAGAGAGGAAAGAGUCGAACCGAGAGGAGAGAAAGGACUCCAUCAGGGAAGAGAGGAAAGAAUCAGUCCGAGAAGAUCGUAAGGACGCCAUUCGAGAGGAGAGAAAAGAAUCCACCAGAGACGAGAGAAAAGAAUCAGUGAGAGAAGACCGGAAAGAAUCCUUACGAGAGGAGAGGAAAGAUUCUAUUCGGGAGGAGAGGAAAGAUUCUAUUCGGGAGGAGAGGAAAGAGUCCGUCAGGGAGGAGAGGAACAAGAGCGAAGGGGACAAAAGAAGACACAGCGAGGACAAGAAAUCCGAGCUACGGGAACAGAAACACAAGGAGAGGAAAGACAAGUUCAAGGAGAAGGAAAAAGCCAAGACCUCGUCAGCCUCAAGAUACGAGAAGGAGGCGGAGAAGGAGCGAAUACGAGAGAAGGAAAGAGAACGGGAGAAGGAGAAGGAAAGGGAACGUGAAAAGGAGGAGGAAAAGGAAAGAGAGAAAAUGCUGGAGAAGGAACGAGAGAAGGAAAGAGAGAGAGAAAAGGCGCUUGAGAGGGAGAAAGCGGAGAAGGAAAGGGAAAAGAUGCUGGAGAGAGAGCGAGAGAGAGCCUUGGAGAAAGAGAGGGAGAGAGAGAAAGCCCUUGAGAGAGAGAAGAUGCUCGAAAGGGAGAGAGAAAAGGCCCUGGAGAAAGAACGAGAAAAGGCCUUCGAAAAAGAGCGAGAGAGGGAGAGAGCUGCUGAAAAGGAAAGAGAAAAGGCUUUAGAGAGAGAGAAAAAGAAAUCCUCCGAGAAAGACAGGGAAAAACCGGAGAAGGAGAAGAGUUACGAAAAGGAGCGAGACAAAAUCCAGGAGAAGGAGCGCGACCGAGACCGAGAACGGGAGAAGGACAAAAUACGGAGCAACGAGCGACCCCGAGAUAGAGACAAGGAUAGAGUCCCGAGGGUAAACCACCGUGACGCAACCGAGAGAACGGACGGAAGGCGGGACAGCAGGCACAACAGCGACCGCCAUAACGACAAACGAAGGGAUUCCCGCCACGAGACCUCCGUCAGGCACCACCACAGACCGUACGAAAACCAGGACAGCAAUGACACGGCCUCCAAACACAAGGUACGCAAGACACGGCUGCUGGACACGGAUGAGGAGGAGAUGCCUGAAGCGAGCAAGGUGUCCUCCAUCCAUUACUCCAGCAGCGAGGACUCCAUGAUGCCCAACCACGAGCCCAUCCCAAUCACCGCCAGGGUUGAGGAUGCCCCCCACCGCACCGAGAAGACCGAGGUGCUGCGCGAGGAGUCAGAGGAGAGGCGGGCGGAGCGGAUGAGAGACAAUCGGCGGCGGAAGCACGACUCGGGUAAGAGCGACAAGAGCGAUGGGGAAGCUCGGUCGAAAGGAAGUUCAAGUCGAGUGAAGGUAACUCCGCCGCAGCCCGUCCGCACCAAGCCCUGCCUCGACGCCCAUGACCCACCGGUGCCUCCCAGCGAUGUGCCGACUUCCGAGGACGAGGUCACGAGGGCAAAGGUCAUUCCACCCUCGAGGCGUAACAGCACCAGCAAUAAGUCCCACCAACCACAGGGGAGGAUAGGGAUGACAGGCCAGAAGAACAAGCACGUCAACAAGGCCAAGUCCAUAUUCGACCCUGAGACGGACUCCUGCGGCAGCCUCACGGGGUCGGGAGGCGAGGAAGAUGGGGAGGAGGAACAGGCGCCCAAGAAACACUCCAUCUUUGACAUUCCCGCUGACGAUGGCAAGUUUGAUAUGUACGAUAAAGUGAAGGCACGAAGGCUCAAGAGACAGCAGAAGCAGGAGGAGGAGAGAAGGCAGCAGGAGAUAAAGCAGCUACAGAUGCAGAAGUACCGCCAGCACCAGAGGGCGAGGAAGGAGAAGAAGUCCAUGCCGCCCCUUCACUCGGACAUCUCAGACUCAGAGGAAGACGGGGACAUCAACAGCCGGGGCCAGAAACGCAGCCUCAUCAGACCAACCAGCUCAGAUGAGGACGCCCUGCGGAAGAGGCGCUCAACGCAGCUGACCUCCGACGAGACUGAUGAAGACAUGUGCUCCAGGGACGACAAGAAGCCGUCCUUGCCGGGCUACAAGAAAGACCCCAAGAACAAAUUGAGGAAUAUUCUGGUGUCGGACAUCACCACGGACGAGGAGGUGACCAUGAACUCUCCAAACUACCCAUCAGGAAUGAGAUCCAAUUGCAUUAACGAGGAAUCAGUCGACAUGGUUCACAGACACGCAGACAACAUGUUCAUCGACUCUGAUACCGAGAGUGAAGCGCACAUCAAGAGACCCAACAAGUGUGUGCGCCCACCAGAGUCAGACAGCGAAGUGUCGGACGUGUCCUCCCACACCAAACCCCCCAAGCCAGCGGCGAGGGUGAAGGUGCGAGACAAGGAGCGGAAGCCUAACCGUGUGAGGGAGAAGACCAAGAAGGGCAUCAGCAUCAGCAAGGAGAUCAUCACCACGUCAGAAGACAGCGAUGCAGCCCUGCCCUCGGAGGACUCCCGGCCGGUGCGUCCCAAGGUCAAGGCCGAGGCCGUGGAGAUCCGGCACGACAAGAGCCUCUCACAGCUGCAGCGUGAGAGGAAGCGUACCGGUGAGAGUGCCGUCAUCCGAGACAAAGUUCCCUCAAAGAAGGACGAGAGGAUGGAAAUCAUAUUUGGUCACAUAUCCGAUGAUUCUGAUCCUUCACCAAGCUUGCCACAUGUCCUUCCUGCUUCGGCCACAGCCAAAAGAAAAGGCUCCACCUCCUCUGGAACUUCCACAGCUCCGCCUCCUCUGUCCCCGGCACAGACAAGACUCACUGUGGGAGAAGUCUAUGACUCAGACUCUGACGACCUCCACGUGAUGCCAGCGGCCAGUGCCCCAAAACACAGCCAUGGACGCUUGAAGCCAGCGCCACAGGAACUCCCACCUUGUGUGGAAAACAAGAUUGAAAACAAACUUGACAACAAAUCCAUUGAUUUCAAAACAGAGGAUCGAAGAAGUGUGAAGAAGGAACGAUCGCGCCAUGAUCCACCGCCACCGCCGCCAGACAAUCUGAGAACUGUUUUGGAAACGGAAAAGAGUGGCAGUGGAAACAGUGUUCCCAGUAAUGCCACCAGUCCUGGCAUCACCUCCAUGAACACUUGCCCCUCCGAGGAAAGUGGCAGAACCGACAUGAAGAUGCCACUACCCAAAGAAGAGCACGAGUAUCAUGACUCUGAGGCGAGCAUCAACAUGGACAUAUUUCGAAUCAACGACGAGGACUACAGCGAACAGAGAGACUCCCGGAAAGACAGGAAAAAGAAGAAACGACAGAAGCGGGAGAAGGACGGGAGUCGGGGCCGCAAGCACCACCGCCGCCUGGAGGAGGAGCGCACUGGGGCCGGCGAGCACAAGGUGGACCACCACGCUGUUGAACAUUCCACUUUACUGUGUCUGGACACUGUCUCUCCCCCAUCACAGGAAAUCUCUUCGCCUCGUUUACUGAGUCCACAGGAAAAGGUAAAAGUAGAUCCUAGAGCACCAGCCCCACUCAGCAGCCCUCACAGCCCCCCCGUAGCUGCCCCGCCUGCUGCCUCCCCCACCACCACCACCACCACUAAGUGUGCACCAAGCAGUCCUCCAGAGCCACCCCCCCACCAGAGUCCCCUCACUCACACCCGCACACGUGACCCCCAGGAAAUAGUGGAACCCCGGCAGAGUGGCGAGCCCUGUGACCUGAAGGGAAGCCGCAGCCCCCACCCCCUGGCCACCCUUCCUCCAGACGCAGCGGAGUCAGCAGUACAAAGCCUGACCACCCAAGUGCCCUCCUCACUGCCAUCCACGGGCCCAAUAUUUGAGGACAUAACGGAAGCCUCCAACCUCAGUGCUCCCGAGUCCACCGUCGACGCCAAUGCUGCUGCCAACGGAAAGGCCUCCAGGGCUGUCAUCUCCCAGGAAGAGACUUUGAACGCGGUGGCGGGUCUUCUGGCCUGCUAUGACGACGGUUAUCCUGACGAUGCAGGUGUUCAGCCUAAUGUUGAAGACACAAUGAUGCCUCCAGAUAAUUCAGUUGUAGCUGACGAGGCCUUUGAGGAGGCUCAGAAGGCUGCUCAGAUGCUGCAGUGUGAAAUGCCAGGAGACCGUGAGGACGGGUGGGCCCAACAGGCACCCCACAACCCACCGUCCUCGCCCGUCAAAGCUCCAGAAGAACCCGAGGCCGAGCCCCAGCCGCUGGAGCCUCAGGAGGACCUGGAAGGAGGCCAAACACCCGAGGCUGAGGAGGGAAGGUACUCGCUGAUAGCUGCCAGCCCGGGGUCCGUGCAGUCAGAGCCGCCGUUACAGAUUGACGAGGACCAGCCCGACCCUGCCGAGGAUGGAGACUCAUCCAUGGUGCCCUCCGAGGACCAGGAGGAACAGACACAUGCGCAGGAUGCUGGGCCUGAGGCGAGGGAUCAUUGUCCGCCUUGGUCGUCACCUCCCAAGUCGGCGGCUGUCCCCCCUCCAGCAGUGGACAAAGGGGAGAGUCUUGCAGAGGAGCGUCAGCAAAAAUCUGUACCAGAGGAAAAGGGUGAAAAGGAUCUGCCGAGUCCUGUCACUCCUCCUCAGAAAUCCUCUGAUGACAACUCCGGGAAAGCUGCUCUGGCCCAGCCAGAGCCCAGUGUUCCUGAGGUCCCGGCAGCUGCGCCAGCACCGCCCAAAGUCAAACUGAACACUGAGGCAGUCUUGCCGCCAACGGUGGUGCCACCUUCUAAAACUCCUCCCACACUUCCAGUAAAAUACCUGUCAUCUUCAUUAGAGUCCACUAAAUGUUUACAAACACCUAAAUCCACAACACUACCAGUGACAAGCACUGCAACACCCUUACAGUCAUUACCAGUUGUAGAGAAGCCUGACUUGGGUUCUUGUAAGCCCAAGGAACCACCUCCUCCACCCGUCACUGUAGCCUCACCGUGUCAUAAGAUGGAAAGUUUUGUGUCAGAGAGUUCAGCCGUGUAUUCCACUUCCAGUCACACUAACUCCCUGCUGAGCACCUCUAGCACCACUGUCACCACCAUGUCUUCCCCCUCUUCUUGUUCUCGUGUUGUAGAUGAUGUUCCUAAGGGAAAACUAGAUAAUAACCAACUAAACAGAACAGAAACUCUUUCCAAAACAGAGCCAAACUUGCCUCCCGCCAUCCCAUCCCAUCUUUCUCCACGAGUGUCUAGCGCAACGAGCGUGUUCUCCAUGAGUUCUAUCAGUAGUUCAAUGUCUCCAAGCCCCAAGGUAGUGUCUCCUAGCCCCAAGGUAGUGUCUCCUAGCCCCAAGGUAGUGUCUCCUAGCCCCAAGGUAGUGUCUCCUAGCCCCAAGGUAUUGUCUCCCAGCCCCAAGGUAGUGUCUCCUAGCCCCAAGGUAUUGUCUCCCAGCCCCAAGGUAUUGUCUCCCAGCCCCAAGGUAGUGUCUCCGUCAAUAUACUCCCCAGUGUCAUCAUCAGCAUCCUGCGUCACUACAUCCACACCCAAGUCCAGUAUUAGCCCAGUUUCAGACUCUCCUUCAAGUGGAAUAGUCAAGAUCACCCAGGCCUCUGUUCCCAUUUCCGUCAGUGUGUCAACCCCCGCUUCCUCCUCAGCACAUGUUUCUGUGGCGAUGUCAACAAAGACGACCACAGUAGCGUCAGCCCCAUCAGUUCAGACCUCCGCCUCCAUUCAUCCCCCCUCAUGUGUACAGGUUUCAUCCGCUUCACCUUUAGUAUCAUGCAAACCAAGCUUUAGCUCCAGUCCGGUGUCCAUCGCCACCUCGGUGCUCACUCACACAUCAGUCAUUACUUCCACCUCUGUUCCUUCUGCAUCCUCCUCAUCAGUCCUGCCGCCCACCACACCAGACACCAUCUCGGUGACCAAGUGUACCCCCACCAUGCCCACCCCGACCUUCAUUCCUGUCCCCAUUACUGGGCCUGUCCCUCCCUCUGUCCCUGUUCCUGCUAAAGAACCCAAAACAGCCACGGAACCAUCUGAAAUCAUUGACACAAAACUUGUCCUUAGUAAAGCAAAUGACAACAUCAAACGUGAGUCAGAUAAAAUUGCUGAGCCGUUCAUUAAGGAUUCUUUAUCCACUAAUGCUUCCACCACACUUACAGACAGCAAGUUAAUUGAUUCAAAGAGUAAUUUAGAGCCACAGAUAACAAUGAACAUGACAGGGAAAACAGAUAGUGUUAUCAUACACCCCAAAGAAAUUGAAGGAACACCAUCAGUUAGUGGAAAGCCUACCUCAGAUAUCAUUAAAGUUGAGGGACCAAAUAAUAAGAUGUCUGUCGAAAAUGCCUUGGCUAACCUCCAGACCAUUGUGAGUGAGACGGCCACGCAGCCAGACCUGGAGAAGGCGUCGCAGCCGGACAAGGAGGAGGCGUCGCUGUGCAUGAAGGAAGAGCCGGGCACGGAGGACUCGCCGCCCAAGGCAUCCAGUCCUCCUCAGCCGCAGGAUGACUUUGCCAAGCUGGAGCAAGUGUGUUCAGAAAUUCAAAACCAGAAUCAAGAUUCUGCAACCGAGAACAAAUCUGUUGAACCUGAAAGUAUAUCAGAAGCGGGAGAGAGAGACGCCAAGCUUGACGAGCGCUCCAGCGCCACCACGCGGGGCCGGGGCCGAGGCCGGGGCCGACGCGGAGGAAGGAAAGGCGCCGAGGUGCAGGAGGAUGUGCCUGGCGCUGCUCUGCCAGUCACACGUUCCGGGGCGGCCACGCGGGGCAAGGGGCGUGGCCGGGGACGCAAUACACGCAACAGCGAGAGCCAGAAAGACGGGCCUCAGGCUGAGCCCGGCACCCCCGCCCCAGCCGACAAAGCCCUGCCAGAGCCCAGGCGCAGCAACAGGACCAAGCGAGCGCGAAGACACCCGGACAUGGUGGACCACGAGGAGACCAGUGGCCGCAGGCGGAGGGGCCGGGGAGGACGGGUGGUCCAGGCUGAGGAGAGCCGCCCCCUGCCCACCCCUGCAGCCUCUGACGUGUAUGACUUUCACGAGUCUGAGGACGAGGACAUCAACCUGGGGCUGGGUAAGGCCAAGAUCAAGAAGGAGCCAGCGAGGGCUCCCGUCAGUCGUAGUCCAGCCAAGCCUGAGGUGGAGGAAGUCCGCAGAGUGGAGGGUGAGGAGAUGCGUUCUGCUGCAACCCCGACAACAAGAAGGUCGGGGCGUCUGCGUGACAAGGUGCCUGAGGACGAACAGGGCGGGGAAGGUGAGGAUGGCAGUGCCGGCGAAGGCAUCAUUAUCCUGGACAGUGUUUCUGCUGCACCGCCGACAUCCGUGGCCACGACUCUGCCUGCCGUCAUAACAACAAGCUUUGCCCCCACCACCCAGGGCAUGCCAGGCCGGGGCCGAGGGAGAGGCAAGCACCGCGAUGUAGACAUGAAGUGUGAUGGCGACCUGGAUGAUGAUCCAGCCUCCCGCAGGAGCCCACGGGGCCGUGUCCGCCCCUUCGAUUCACAGAUAGACGGUGAAAAGCCCAGCUUUGGCCCUCUUAUGACCAUGCCCACCAUCGGCACGGCAGCCACAAGUGUCACCACCGUGGGAAGCUCGUUAACACCAAGCGGCACCACCUUGGUAACACCGUCAGUGGAGGAGCGGAAGUCUGAAGCGGAACUAGUGGACCCCGUGACGGGCGUGGUGACCAGAGUGAAGGUGUGCGAGGAGGGCCAGUACGUCACGGACAGCGGAGAGGCAGCGCUGCCACCAACAUCGCAUCACAUGUCAAGCGCAGUGAGUCACUCCAAGCCAACAUUUGUUCCUACAGCAGUGUCUGUCAACAGCAAUAACAACAACGUAAACACAAAUGUCAGUUCAAAUGCCGGCGUGCCUCACAUCACCACCGUGGGAAGCAGCUGGUGCAGGCCAGGCGUGACCAUGACCGUCGUCAGCAGCAAUGUUGGCAGCCCGCUGAUGAGCGUUGGCCGCGACAGAGAAGUGAGUGUUGAGCUGGUAACACGGGUGCCUCCCCGGACCGCCCUGCCCAUCUCAACACAAGGGUCGGUUACUGUCCCCACCCUGGUGCCCACCAUGUCGGUCAGUGCCUCACCCGCUGUGACGCACACCAUGGUGCCAGCCCACCAGCCGCCACCUGCCCGGGCCACCCUGCCAGCCACUGUGACCUUGGGAGCCGCGCCGCGGCCCUCAGCCACCACCUCGGUGUACAUCAGCAAGAUAAAGCCCGGCCAGCCACCUCUCACACAGCAACAGCCGCCGCCACAGAUGCAACAGCAGCCUAUUCCACAGCAGCAACAGAACCUGCAGGCACAGCGACUACAGGCCAAGCAGAUCACUCAGAUCACUCCUCAGCAGCAGUUGUCAGCCUCCGUGCCACAGUCCCAGCCACAGGUCAAGCCUGCUCAGAUCAAGGGUGUGACAGUCGUCUCGACGGCCCCCAAACAGCUGGGGAACCACGUGCGCAAGACCACCGUGGCGCCACCCGUGUCGGCCUACUACCCCCAGAAGACUAUACAGGCAAACCCAGGAGUCACACUGAGUCCAAUCGUCACCCGGCCCGUCGUUGUGCCCAAGACCAGCACCACACCGGUCAGCAGUCAGCCGCCAUCCUCAGACCUGGUCAUCGAGGGACGUCCCAUUCCAGCGGCUCCGGCAGGAACCUAUGAACCUCCCCAUGCCAGAGUCGUUCCCACCUCGGCCAUCGAAGAUACCCCGGGCCACCCCCGAGUGUUCCUGGAGGAGAAGCGGCCUACUGUCCACGGGGAGUUCAUUGGGAUCCAUCCGCGUUACCCCAAUCAACGGUUUCUGGAGCCGCCGCGGGUUGACGUCACCAGGCUGUCCGGGUCCUCCCCCUCAACGCCAUCCCCGGCAGGGCGGACGCACGAGUCAGAGCCUCAUGCACCGGCCCACCACCCUGCCAUCGCCGGAUACGAGAUGCAUGCUGUUGCUGCUGCUGCUGCCCACAGCCACAGUUCAGCUGCUCCCAUGCCUGCUACCUCUGUCCCCGUCACCCCUAAGAGUGGCCUGGCCCACUUCUACCAUGCCGGGGAUGUUGGAGAGUACCAGCAGCAGCCCGUGGCCCUGCACCACCCCCACCACCCCAAGCAGAUCAGUGCCGGUGGUGGAGGUGGUGGGGGUGCAAGUGGUGGUGGUGGUGGUGGAAGUGCAGGUGGAGGUGGGGGUAGUGGAGGAACUACUGUCGGAAGUGGUGGAGGUAAUGAUGGCGGCAGUGCAGGUGGCGGUGCUGCUGCUGCUGCUGCCGCCGCCGCUGCUGGGGCUCGCUUCCUUACCUCUCCACCACUGUCCACCCCUCCCUCUGCCCACACCCCCCCGCCGGCACACCAACACUCCCACCAGGGGGAGAUCAUGCGCAACGUCCCGCCCCAGUACCUGCAGCACGUCUACUCCUCACAGUACUAUGGCAUCUAUGGCGGAGAGAAGAUCAUAACACCCAUGCCGCUGGAUAUGAAGCUGGAGAAGGGCGAAGCGGAGAAACACGAGCCGCGGUCUGGCACUGGUACACCUGGACCCACCGAGUACCCCUCGCGGCCCAGUGGAACACCAGCAGCACCUCUCGUCCCUCGCGGUCCAUCCUCACCCCACGUGCUGGCGUCACCUCACCAUGACCGCUCCACGGACUCCCCGCAGGUGGCCAUGGUAUACACAAGGCUGUACGACCGCUACUACUACCCUGGGAGGGCAGGCACCCCUGGGGCACCUGGCUCGACGGAGCAUGAAGCUCGCAGCCGCAUCUCAUCUCCCUCGGCUCCCUCUCAUGUCUACCCGGCCAUCCCCCCCUCAGAUGUCCACCACCCGCCGAUUGUUCAAAUGUCCCCGCAGCAGUUCCCAUCGCAGCUUCCACCUCAGCUUCAAGUUCUGCUUCAGGGGUCAGAUAUUACUUGGGUUGGACUGCUUGGGCUCAAACAAGACCACGCAGCUGUGCAGAUGUUGUACGUGUCUGGCAGCAGCGAUGUGGCGCGUGGGGCGCUGCGCGUCCACCCUGACGGCUCCACCUCCCCCAUCAGGAUUGGCCAGCGCAUGAGACUGGAACAAACCCAGCUGGAAGGAGUGGCCAGAAAGAUUCAGAUGGAGGCAGAGCACUGCAUGCUCCUGGCUGUUCCACAUGGACGGGACUCCUUUGACUUCCUGCAGCAGCAGAACAGCCUUCGUAACGGCAUCAUCAACUACCUGAUCAUGAAGCAGGCCGCCGGCAUCGUCAAUGUGUCGGCGCCCGGAACGCACCAGCCUGCGUACGUGGUCCACAUCUUCCCGCCGUGUGACUUUGCCAAUGAAAACCUUGCCAGGAUAUCACCGGACCUACUCCACCGCGUGGCUGAGAUCUCCUACCUGCUGGUGGUGAUUGCCACCUGCUGAGCGCGGAGGCUCGCCACGAACCCCAUGAAGACGUUAAUUGAGCAGCAAUUCAUUUGUCUGACUCAUCUUACCGACUGUGACGUAGCAAAACCAAUCAUGACUCUUGUAUUAUGCAUUCUGAAGUACAUUCAAUGAGUAACAUAUCUCAAUAAAAAAAAUUUGAAAUUCACUAAAAAAUCAAGUUCCUAAAAAAUGAACUAAAAUUGUGGGUGUAUUAAUUUACAAAAGACCUUACAGGACUAAUUGAUAACUAAACAUGGAGCAUAAAAUAAAUUCUGCAGAAAGACAUACGAACGGAAACAAAAUUAUGGAGACAUUAGAUAAAGAUUUAUGCACAGCGUGUGGUUUUCUUUGAUAGAAUGUGCAUAGUACUUACCUACAAGGACAACGUGGAAAACAAAUACGACGGUUUGUUGAAAAUGUGUACAGGAACAUGUGUGUACAGUGGUGUGUAUUGCUUUGUGUGAAGGAACAGAACUAUGACGGCAUUCAGUGCAGAAGUUAGUGUUCGUUAACUUCAUUAUUAUUGGAAUUCCAGAUUUGGUGAAUGUAUUUAGUUUUAAAUACUUUUCACAGAACAAGACAUUUAAGGAUGCCUUAUACAGGUGUGAUUUAUACGAAAAUGAGAAAAAAAGAGCAUUUAUGAAACCUUAAACAGGAAUACAUGUUGUGUUAGAAGAGUGUGGAAAUGAUAGAUUAAUGUCACUGUUGUGUUUUGACUGUUUUGUGUAAGCAGCUUGCAACAUCCAGAUGUUCCUUUAGCCACAAUGUAUAUGAACUCCAUAUUAUCAGCAAGCAGUGAUGUGGCCAAGUGUGGUGCAGGGGCCUUGUCUGUUAACGCUACACUGCUGCUUUAAAGGAUGCACUGAAGGACAUACCAAAUAAACAUUGUCAUGACUCACUUCACAGGAGUGAUGUAUGAGUGUUGUGUAAGUUGUGCAAGACACAAGUUUUGUGUGGCCUAACCAGCCCCGGGCCCAAUGGUGCCCACAUGCCGCCUAUGGUAUUUAGAUGAACUGUAUAGUUGUACAUAUUGACAUGAAUUGUAGAAUAAUUCUUUUUUACUAUUCAUUUUGGUGGAACUGUACUUAAAAAAGCUGCCACAACCACCAUCAUGAAGGUGAUUCACACACAGCUUGACCGGCAGCUCGGUGAAGCUCUGUGUCUUUCCAAAUGUUAUUCAUGUGUGCACACUGCACUCAGGGUGGCUGUGUGCAGCAUGCUGUUAUUUUGUGUGCAGAUCUACGCAUGGAGUCACCCUGAUUUAUUUAUUAUCAGCCAUCUUGAUCAUAAUUCAUCCAUCUCAUCCACACUCCCCCUCAUAAAGAAAUGCUCUUCUUACCACUCCUCCACAGACAGAUGCACAUACACCAAAAUCAUUUACUUCUUAAUUGUGUCAGAGGUAUUUAGUACUUUCUUGGUAUAUAUUGUCUAGCUAAUCUUACCUUCCCCAGACUUCUGCUUGCCCCCUUCCUGGCCUUCUCAGCACAGCCCUCAGGAAACUUCUGUUAUCUUGCUGCAGCACUUACACUAAGGCAUCCCGUCAUCCCCGUGUGUCUGCAUUUCUUAGAUGCGUUUCCUAAUUCCUAAUUUGUAAAGAUGCUUUAUCAUGGCCGAGCGCCCUGAAUGUGUUGCAGGUGUGUUUCCUCAGAGAAUACAGUUGUCACUCCAUUAUCGGGACCUUUCGCCUGGACCACACGUUCAGUGCAGAGCGGAGGUGUUUUGUGCAGCAACACUUGUACAGUAUUUGAUCUGGCAGGGUGUCAGGAUUAAUUGAACUUAAUUAGCUGGGUUGCAACAUUUUUCACCUUGUACAGUAUUACACAUUGAUCCCUUGAAGCAUACGGUCCACUUUGAGAAAAUGUUGCACAGGUUGAAGACGCUUACUACUUGUAUAUGGCAGAGCAGAAUCAUUUUAAAAGAAAUUUCAGGGAAGCAAAAGGAAUGUAUACUUUAAAUUUUAGUCAGGACAGGAAAGACAGUUCUGUAGAAAUACUAAACACUCUGCCACUGCUCUGUGUGGUCCAUGCUGUUCUCUGUGUUCCUACUUGGUUGAAAUUUUGCUGCUGUUCACUGUUUAGUCCCAAAAAAUUGCUUGGUGUAAGGAUCGUCUCGUCAAACAAAAGGUUGAUGAUUAUAAAUUUGGCUCAAAGAAUUAAUGAUUUUUGUAUUAGUAUUUUCAAAUGAGAUAAAGGCACUAAAAAUUCUAAGUACACAGGCUUCAAGAGGUCUGGAUAAGUGAGUGGUCGCAGUAUUCUGAACAUCUCAAUUAUUUAUUCUCUUCCAAGCUUCCUCAUGCUUAUAAAACAAUACCAUGUGAACAGGGCUUACACUCUCCCUUCCAACCGGCUAUUAAAUCUUGCUUCUCUAUCCCUCUACUUGAUUAAGGUGUCAGAUUCUCAUAAGGUAAGAAGGCGCUUAUUGCGGACUAACCUGCCGCUGUUAUGUCACUUUGUUAGAUAUUUAAAAACUAUCACAAAGUCUUUGGUUUAGAGUUGAACUUUUCUCAUUUCUGCACUAUUUUUAGUUUCUCAGCAGGAUUCACUCUAUUGUGUGUUUGCUCAAGAAGUUAGCGGAAUUCUAUUUUAACUCUUUAUUAAUAUUAUGUAUAAUGUGGCAAAUAUAUUUUUGAUGUACAGUUUGAAAAUGUGAAAAAUGUUUAAAUGUAAGUGUACUUGUUAAGUGUUGCAUAAAAGAGAUAUGAAGUGUGUCUGAGGCGUUUGUAAAUAGGUCUAAAAAACUUUUAGGCUGUGAUCCUCAGUUCUCUAGAAGCUUCUUUGGUCAGAAAAUUUAUUGAGAAGUCCAGUGACCAAUUUAAAUUAUUUCAAAACCCAAUAAAGAUCACAAUGGAAUA